CGCUGCUCGUUCGUACAGUACAGUAGCUCACAGUACUACAUGUGCGGGGCGGAGCUUCGCAUGCAACAUAACAUUGACAGCCCAAGGUUGAUUCAGUCUGGCACGACAGGAACUCCGAGGCUACAGAUGCGUCGACGCUGGCUUAAUUCAGCUUAGAAACCUAGUCCUAUUACCAUGCAGACAGGAGGAGAAAUCCCUCCGUGUUCACCGGCGAGCAACUGAAGACCGUGGAGUGGAGCUCUUUCGUCAUGACAGCAGCACUGGAGAUGCGCGCGGGGCUCUCGUGCGCUCUGUCUUCAGAGCGAGAUAGCUAGACUUUUCUAAUCUUAUCUGUAAACCUUUUAUUAUUCCUCCACCAAGGAGCUGCUAGUGGGAUUUCCUUCGUCAGAUUAGACUUGUCUCCAGCUCGCUUCUUAUCAUGGAGAUGCCGACGGACGUCUUACUAGUGACUGCAAACGUCGGAUCACUGUUUGACAAUGUGGGUGAUAUUGAAGACGACUGGCUGCAUGAGUUCUUCAUGACGGUGCAAAAGCAUAAGCCAUGCUUCGUCGCCCUGCACUUUCAGGAAGUUGGUGGAAAGGACUAUAUGGUGAACAUGGGCCACGCAGAGAACUUUUUCCGGACCAUAGAGUCCAAACAUGAGAUGGCUGACUUCGACAGAGUCUGUGUUUAUGUAGACAGUAAUUUCAAGGAUGUUGACAGUUUCACGGCUCUGGGAAGCAUGUAUUUCAUCCACAAGUCUCUGAAAAAUAUCCAACAAUAUGACUUCAGUGAGAAGGAGUUUAUAGCUGUAUCAGGCCAUAACAAGUACAUGGUCUCGCUGGAAGAAGUGACUACCAUAGAAAAAGAGAAAUUCCCUAAGAACUUUUGGCCUGAUUUUAAGUGGUCCAGAAAAGGCUACAUGAGGACACGAUGGCUGAUUAACAACCAGGGUUUAGACCUGGUGAAUGUUCACCUGUUUCACGACGCCUCCAAUCUCAUAGCCUGCAACUCUAGUCCGUCAGUGUAUUCUGCAAACCGCAAGGAAGCGCUCAGAUACGUCAUCAAAAGGAUAUCAGAUAGCAGCUCUCUCCCCUUCUUCCUGUUUGGGGAUUUCAAUUUCCGCCUUGACACAUGUAGUCUAGUACAGAACCUCUGCAUGUCGGCCGAUAUCCAGAUGGUAAAAAGAAACAGUAGCAACGAGAUCAUCUAUGAAGAGAAGGACAAUGACCACAAGGUCCUCCUUCGUAUAGAGCCCAAGAUAUUUACUUACUUGCACCAGGCCAUGUUCAGAGAAAACAACGGAAAAGAGCUGCUGAAGUACGAUAAGGAGAUCUCUGCAUUCCAUGACGUCAUCACAGAGGAGGAGAUCCACUUUCCUCCCAGUUAUCCAUACAGUGAGGACUACACUAAACCUACACAGUACAUGAACACGCGAUGCCCGGCAUGGUGCGACCGCAUCCUAAUGUCCCACAGCGCCUCAGAUAUCAUCCACCGGAGGGAGGAGGGUGAGAGUGGGGUUGUUUAUAACACACUGGGCACCGACAUCUGCAUGGGAGACCACAAGCCGGUUUUCCUGUUUUUUCCAAUGAAGACAAUUACACAUUGACACAGUACUGGGAGAGUCGGAGGGGCUUCCUGCGUUGUUGAAGUGUACCUAGAAGUUAUUCUGUGGACAUCUCUACGGAUCAAGCCAGUACACACACACCGAGACAUGAGCAGACCCUAACAACACCCACCCACCGACCGCACGGGACCCCCGAAACCUCCAGCACAACACAGGAAACGUUCCUUUCCAAAAACCAUUUUCCCUGGUAUCACAAUAUACGUUUAACUAAGACUUCAAGUAUGUUCAGCGUGACUUCAGCGUGAAAACACUUCUCAAAGCUCUCGACUCCUGACUUUUAGGUUUACACUUUGCAUAGAGGAUGUAAACUUCUGCGGAUUACAAUGGCAAAGCUUUAAAAUUACAACUCCAUUGGUGUGCUUUUACAGAACUCAUUGUAAGGAUGUGAAUGCAAGUACAAGUAUGCUAAGUAUAUCCAAACGCAAGCUGCUGCAACGCACAAGCUUUUGUGGCUGUUUGAAUCCAUAAUCCGGAAGCUCUUUGCAUUACAGUUCAUUCAUAGGGUGUAGCAACCAUUCUGGUAAAACUUCCUGCAUGCAUGAGAUUCAUAAGCGUGCGUUUUUGCAUUUUUCACUGGCCUCAGCACUUACGGCUGUCAGCUUCAGUCAUUGUCUCUGCGGGGUUGUUAGUCAGACUCUUGGAUCAAUAGAAUAUGUACAGGACAGCAAGGGACGAGUUAUAAAGCCAUUAGCACUUGUGAAUUAUGGAAAUCCCACCCAGAGUGACCUGGCCUGGAAGCCCCCAGACUUUUAAUUAGAGCACUAGUGUAAUGCGAAUGCUAAUGUGGAGUGGAGCGCUCCAAGAUGAUUUUGUUUCUUCAAUUGUAUCGAAUCUUGGGGAACUUGUUUUGUUAUAAAGCUCUAUAGUUUCUCAAUGGUGUUGGUCCAGCGUUAAAUCCGUUUAAAGCUAGUCAUAAUGACCAGUUUUCAUAUUCUCUGUGGUAAUAUGGUGGUUUGUAAAUUGCUUUAGUCAAUGCUUUAUGACAUUACUUUAAAUUGUAAAUAGUUAUAGUGCUUCUUAACAGUCUACAUGAAUCACCUUUUAAGUCAAUGCAGAGAGUCACAGAUGCUUAGAAAGAGAGAAAAAUUCACCCAAAAUGCCACUUUUGUUAUUAUGAAAUCAUUAUUUUAUGAGCUUCUUACUUGUGCUGAACUCAAAAGAAGAUAUUCUGAAAAAAGUUGGUAAAUAAACAGUUGACGGUUUACAGUAGCCAUCGACUUACAUUGCGUUUUUUCCAUACUAUAGAAGUCAAUGGCUACCGUCAACUGUUUGGUGACCUACAUUGUUCAAAAUAUCUUCUUUUGUGCUCAACAAAAAACUCAAAAACUCAUACAGGUUCAGAACAACCUGAUGAGAAUGACAGAAUUUGCAUUUUUGGAUGCCCUUUAAGAAUGAGACGUUGACACACUUUUAUAGUAAAAAUGUCCUCAGCAACAUGUUCCUCAUUUCAAAUCCAAAUCAAACAAUUUAUAAACCUCUACAAGUGAUAAUAUCCAGAUAUGACAGGGCCAUGGUUUUGAAUUUAUUGAUUCAGUCGAUAUAAUCUGAACACCCCAUGCAUAAUUUACGCACGAGGGUUAAACCGUACGGCCCACCUGUCAAUAAUGGACUUGUUGUAGUUGAUUCAUGGUAUGGUCAACAUAAUUUACUGUUCUCGAGGGCAUCGCUUCAAACCCUGGCUCAAUAGGAGGCCAUGGAGUCGCUCGGCAUCAAUGUCAUUAACAUUUGAGAUUUUAGAGAUCAACACAAACACUACAGUCUUUUGAGAUUUAUGUGCACUGUUAUUAGCAUGCUAAGUUAAACGUGUAUGUAGCCAUUCAUGUUUGCACUCGUUUUGGGGAAUUAUUUUACUUCGCAGUGAUGUGAACAUUCAUAGAACAUUUUAAAAGAGUUUUGCUCGUAGCAGUUGUGAAAUUAGACACAUUGCUUAUUUUAUGUUAACCUUUUUUAAGUUAUUUCUACUUUCUGUCUCUGACUCUCUCCUUUUCUUUUUCAUUAAAAAAAUGAAACUUGUUUGAGGGAUUUUAACAGGAUCAGCUGAGAACAGUUGAAAAACAUAUUCUAUAUUAUUAUAUAGUGUCUAUGCAGAUGAUGGAUGGUGGUGAAAAAUUUAAGAUAAAUGGUGACUGCCGGGCUAAGGGAAACUUGUCGAUAAGAUCAGGAAAUUUGCAAUUUGAAAUUAUAGGUUGUUCAUAGGUUUAAACACAGUCAUAUAACUUACAACAAACAGUCAUCUUCAUACCGAAAAAUUUCAGAAGCUGAAAAAAAGACUCUCUUAUGUAAUUGACACGCUGUGCCAAAUGUUUGUUUAUUUCCUCAUUUCUUUCCCAUUUUGUGACUUGUGACGAACCUUGUUUUUGGUAGAUCUGUUGUAACGGAUGUGAAAUGCAGUAAGAUACAGCUGCAGUGCAUUUACUUUAGCCGUACCUCACGUGCUGCUGAAUGUUGGACCGGCCUGAAACGGUCUAAAGAAAGACCCUCUUACUGUACUGUACCCCUGCAGCACCUAUGAAUGUUUUUCUUAAAUUUCCUAAUAAAAUGUAUAUAUUCAUCAA
Messenger RNA from Carassius gibelio (silver crucian carp), 4161 nucleotides. Its product is annotated as inositol polyphosphate-5-phosphatase A. Gene Ontology annotation, biological process: phosphatidylinositol dephosphorylation. Bases 419 to 1588 code for a protein of 389 amino acids. Lineage: Eukaryota; Metazoa; Chordata; Actinopteri; Cypriniformes; Cyprinidae. The record is from RefSeq and is a predicted model, not a curated record. The transcript has 16 exons. Gene Ontology annotation, molecular function: inositol-polyphosphate 5-phosphatase activity.